UGUGGGUCUGUGUCCGCUGUCUUUCUCUGUUUUCCUUGUCCGGCACUAACGAGAUUACUCGAGUGAAAAGAUUCCAGCUUUAUUGGUUUUUUAACCCCAACGUACUUCGUAUUCCCAUGCCCCACAACCAUCACCAUUCCGAAAGACCUUCUAGACCCUUUUCCCUUUUUAAAAAAAGCUCCAUCAAUCCAUCUCUCUCUCUCCCCUCCAUUUCCUGUGCUGUUCUCCAUCUUCUUCUUCUUCUUUCUCUGUCUCUACCCCCCUCUCUGUUUCUGAAAUGGAUGCGGCUUUCACUUGCCUGGGCAUGAGGAUCGACCCCAGGUGGAUGACCCUCAAGUUCCUGAAGAACGCUCUGUUCCAUGCCAAGAUCAUGCUGAUCUCUUCCCUCGCCCAUCUGGGCCUGAUCAGAUUUCGACAACGAGAGCACGAGGAGGAAGAACAUGAACCGCACUCGCUGGACCUGUCCAACAACUCCGUCCUCGUGAUGGACGGCUCGACGCCGGCCCUCGUCCCCGUCCACAUCCUCGCGUCCCGGUUCAAGGACAAAGUGCCGGUCCUCGAGUUUGGGGAGCUCCUCGCCAAGAGCAGAGCAUUGCCCGAAGGUGAUGGAGAAGGAGGAGGGGGAGGCGAUCAAUGCCGAGAGAAGACGUGCGCGGUGUGCUUGAGCGGGGUCGAGGGGAAACACGAGGUGCGAGAGCUGCUCAACUGCAGCCACGUUUUCCACAGGGUGUGCUUGGACCGGUGGGUCGAGGAGAACCAGGUGACGUGCCCUCUCUGCCGGUGCUUGCUCUUCCCUGCAGCAACCCCGAGGCGAAGAAUAACAGCAGAAGCUUGCGACUGAAGAAGAAGGAGAUGGGAUCGAGUUGACUCAUUUAUGAGAACUCGCUUGCUCCGAUUAAGCAUGUGGGGGGGGGGUUGGUUGAGGUUGUACAUUAAUUCACGGGGACGGGAUUCCAUUGGAUUUAGGACAAGUACUUGCGGAUUCACAGAAACCGCAUGUAGUGUGAGCGAGAGGGUAGUUUUAACUGUGCAUCAGUUAUUGCAAGACAAGCUCGAAGCCCUCUUCGGAGUGAUCUGUGUGGCUUGCAGAUUUGUAAUUUGAACUAAUCAAAUUUCUCUC
Messenger RNA from Syzygium oleosum, 1120 nucleotides. Its product is annotated as putative RING-H2 finger protein ATL50. Lineage: Eukaryota; Viridiplantae; Streptophyta; Magnoliopsida; Myrtales; Myrtaceae. The record is from RefSeq and is a predicted model, not a curated record. Gene Ontology annotation, molecular function: ubiquitin protein ligase activity. The transcript has a single exon. Gene Ontology annotation, biological process: protein ubiquitination. The coding region runs from base 278 to 841 and encodes 187 amino acids.